Messenger RNA from Hippocampus comes (tiger tail seahorse), 858 nucleotides. RefSeq names its product adenylate kinase 6 (gene ak6). Bases 74 to 760 code for a protein of 228 amino acids. The transcript is spliced from 7 exons. NCBI's taxonomy places the organism in Eukaryota, Metazoa, Chordata, Actinopteri, Syngnathiformes, Syngnathidae. Gene Ontology annotation, cellular component: nucleus; cytoplasm. Gene Ontology annotation, molecular function: ATP binding; ATP hydrolysis activity; AMP kinase activity. The record is from RefSeq and is a predicted model, not a curated record.
AAUGCCGUAAAUUUCACGACGGCUGACGUAAACUGAGGUGACAUCUCAAUUUACGGCAAUGUUUUAGGUGCAAAUGCCAAAGGAAAAUUCAUCCGAGACUUCUGACAAAGUAAAUUACCGCAAGGCAAUCCCUGGUGUCAUCUUUUCAGGUUAUGGCACGUGUUGGGUGCUCGCUCGAUAUGAAUAUGAGACAACCAAACAUCCUGUUAACAGGUCACCAGGAAAAGCCAAGCCGAAGCAAUUGAUUGACGAGUCCGUCAUCUGCAUCCAAAGGACCCCUGGUGUUGGAAAAACAACCCUGGGGAAGGAGCUAGCUCAGCGGACCGGGCUCACCUAUGUUAAUAUAGGUGAGCUGGCUCAGGAAGGAGAUCUUUAUGAUGGGUAUGAUCAAGAGUACCAGUGCCCUAUAUUGGAUGAAGACAGGGUAGUGGAUGAGCUAGAUGAGAAGAUGACGCAUGGAGGUGUGAUUGUAGACUAUCAUGGCUGUGACCUCUUCCCCGAACGCUGGUUUCACAUUGUCUUUGUCCUCAGAACAGACAAUACUCAGCUCUACACACGGCUGGAAAGCAGGGGCUACACAGGAAAGAAGUUGCAGGACAAUGUGCAGUGUGAAAUCUUUCAGACCAUCUAUGAGGAGGCAAUUGAGGCCUACAAAGAGGAGCUUGUCCACCAGCUACCCAGCAACACUCCUGAGGACCUGGAAAGCAACUUGGAGCAGAUAGUGCAGUGGACAAAGCAGUGGAUAAAAGACCACAAUUAGAGUGGAAAAGUGCAACCUUGGAUGACUGGCUGUCAGAUAAAAUAUGUUUGAACAAAAUAAUUUGUGCCCAUUUUCAACCUGUACCCUUUCUUUUUUUU